Molecule: messenger RNA, 2595 nt
Organism: Trypanosoma rangeli
Lineage: Eukaryota; Euglenozoa; Kinetoplastea; Trypanosomatida; Trypanosomatidae
Exons: 1
Coding region: 1-2595 (864 amino acids)
Cellular component (GO): membrane
Molecular function (GO): NAADP-sensitive calcium-release channel activity
Source: RefSeq, a predicted model, not a curated record
AUGAUCAUGCAGGGCGAAGGAGGUCAAAAUAAGGAGUAUGCACAACGUAUCAUUGGAACGGCAGAGGUGGCGAGGGAGAUGCGGGAGGGAGGAGACGCUGAUCUUAACGCCACGAAUGUGGUUCUUAGCGAGACACCUCACGAUGCCCCGCGAGGGAAGUGGCAACGGAUGGACAGGGGGCUUAAGUUGACACCCGUUGCGCCAGUGUCGCCACAAGUCAGUCCCCAGAUGGGGCAGUGCAGGGAGGAACACCGCCGGCUAGUAAAUGAGGAUUUUGUUACAGAUCCGAUUCGUAAGCUUAUACUCUACGGCAACUUCCCGCACAAGUUGGUUGUGAACUGCCUCAUGCUUCUAUUUAUUGUUUUGCUUGCUGUCCUGUGCCACACGCCAGAGGCGAUCGCCAAUGAGGAGCAGCGCAAGGCCGUGCUUCACUCGUUUGCAGGAGAGAACUAUCUUGGGAAGGACAAUGGUAAUGUCAAAUUUCGUCCCACGGUUUAUCUGCAGAAACGCGAGGACGUUUUAAACGAGAUUGAGGGGUUUGUCAAGGUCUACUAUGCCCUUUCAAACGCCUCCGUGAGUGAGUUGAACUAUUACUACUAUACAAAAUCCGAGGGCAAGGCAGCGCAUAUGGGGCAGUUGAUAGGGAGUGAGAUGACAGGAGUUCCUGCCUGCCUUCACGCCAUGGUGGACGGAGCGGCGUCUGGCCCCGACGAUGCAGCGGGUGCGGUGCGACUUGCUUGUGUGGUGCCAGUGUCAAUGGAGGUGGAUGCUUACCUUUACUCGCAGCGGGAGUACGGAGGCCCCGCUACACUGCGACACUUUACGGCUGAGCUGACAGAAGAAAAUCCAUUGGGGCCCUUUUCCGCGGACAAGGAUGAGAAUGCGGAGGGAGACAUGAAACAAGAAAAAUAUAGUGAAUAUGAGGGAAGAGGCGUAAACCCCUCUGCAACAAAAUCGCCUGGUGAGGGUGAUCCUCAUACUGCUGGAACGAAGAAGGACGGCCACGUGCAGGCGAUGUGUGCCCCUCGGUAUGAUGAUAUCACUGGUCUGUACUACAGCCCCUGCCGUCGAGCACUGGACGCGAAUGCAAAGAAGCCCACUCAUGGCACGGGAGACAGCAAUGCACGAUUUAUAUUUCCAUUGUUGGACAACGUCAGACAAAUUCGACUAAAGGCCUCAAUGCGGCAUUUGACAGGUACCUCAUUAACUCCUCAAGAGACAGUCAGUGGCUUUGCAGUCGUUAUCUAUCACUGGACGAUUGAAAAGAUCUUCUCCUUUCAUGCUGGUGGUCUGGUGGAGGUGGAGUUUGUGGUGUCCGUUGUCACGAAACGCUUUCAUCCGGGCUUAUAUUCACGAUUUUUCUUCACCGCCAUGCUGCUGUUCCUUGCUGUAUUUGACAUCAUUUUACGGUUACAUGCACUGCGGCGGAUAAAACUUCACCGGCGAAGCCUUGCGGUGUCGCAGGAUGUCUCACAGGAGGGCGAGGAUUUGGACUCCGUUUGCCACCAAAAAGGUAUGGACGCUGUCACGCAUGCCGGAGGGAAUGUGGCGGCCCCCGAUGCAUCACCUCAGACAGAGUGCAACGCCACUGCGACUCGUACGACGCCGAAUGCCUCACCACAGUUCCCACAGCCACAAAAGGCGAAGUUGAGGCAGGUAAAAUACGUCCCAAAGGCCGGCUCCUUGGUGCCGGAGACUGUGUACACUGACUUCUACGAUGCCUGGCGUGAACAACUGCAAAGCUCAAGAGGGGAAUCUUGGCAUUAUACUGCGCUUGCUGCCGAUUUCUUUACACUGGCGUACUGUAUCACAUCGUCAGCGCGACUGUGGUGUCGCGCAACUUCAGAGUGGCAUAACACACUUGAAAGUAUUGUGUUGGGCCUGACGGGUUUGCUUCUUUCCGUGAGUUUUCUGUCGUAUAUUCGGUACUUCCCGCAUAUGUACUUUGCGGUGCAAGCGAUGCGGCGCGUGAUUCCGAAGCUCCUCCUUUUUGCAGCGAGUGUGGCACCCAUCUUUGUUGGGUUUUCCCUUUUCUUUUGCAUUGUCUUUGGGCCUCACUCGAAUGGGAAAUUAUCUGACAUGGGGUUCUCUCUCGUGGUGCUUUACUUUGUGAUGUUUGGUGACGCCAUACUUCCCACCAUUGAGGACGCGGAGCAGUCGGUGUACCCCAUUGUGACGGUUCUUGCGAAUUUCAUGACGAUGAUGUUUAUUCUCUUCUUUAUGAUGACGGUGCUGAACCUGGCCAUGUCCAUCACGCAGCAUGAGUGGGGGAUGCUGCGACGACGGUUUGGGGCAUGCCUAAGCGCCAAUAAUCUUCUAUUUGAAGUUCGUACCCGCGAUGAGGUGAAGGCGGAAACGCUGGAGGUGGUUAUUGCCAACAUGGAACUUUUGCUACACAUAAAGAGCGAAGAACAACAAACUGCGGGUGCAGCACACGAACGCCAUGCAGGAAACGUUAGUAGCGCCAGUGGUGAUGGCAGUGAUGCCGUGGGGUGUGUAGCAACCACUUCACGCGCUAUGCAGGAAGGUGUAGCUGACUUGUAUCGACGACGCCUUGAUGAGCUUACGGAGGGAGCACUAACUGGGGCUGCGUGA